This is a messenger RNA of Pan troglodytes (chimpanzee), 2916 nucleotides long. RefSeq names its product solute carrier family 37 member 4 (gene SLC37A4). The transcript is spliced from 11 exons. Gene Ontology annotation, molecular function: glucose 6-phosphate:phosphate antiporter activity. Gene Ontology annotation, biological process: phosphate ion transmembrane transport; glucose-6-phosphate transport. The record is from RefSeq and is a predicted model, not a curated record. NCBI's taxonomy places the organism in Eukaryota, Metazoa, Chordata, Mammalia, Primates, Hominidae. Gene Ontology annotation, cellular component: endoplasmic reticulum membrane. Bases 1005 to 2360 code for a protein of 451 amino acids.
AUUCGGGCUCCCGCCUCUGUUCAGUUCCAGAGACAAUUCAUGGGUCUUGCGGCCACCGAGGCGCUGUCCCUGACCACCAGCACGAGACCCCUUUCUAUCGCGCCAGUCCUGUGGUCUCCGCACCUCUCCAGCUCCUGCACCCCCGGCCCCCGUGGUUCCCAGCCGCACAGUAGCGUGUCCUGGGUAGCGUGAGGACCCACGGAGCUGGGCAGGUGCCACGAGCCCGCCGCCUCUUCGCCGCCCGCCGCCUCUCCUCCUCUCCCGCCCGCCGCCUGGCCCUCCCCUACCAGGCUGAGCCUCUGGGUGCCAGAAGCGCGGGGCCUCCGGGAGAAUAUGUGCGGUCGCCCGCUCCGCGUGCGCCUACGCCUUCUGCUCCAGUUGCUUUCCCAAUUGAGCGGAAAAGCCGGGGCAUGUUGCCGGGGCCCUGGGCGGGACGGUUGUGCCCUGCAGCCCGAAGCCCGCCGGGGCACCUUCCCGCCCACGAGCUGCCCAGUCCCUCUGCUUGCGGCCCCUGCCAACGUCCCACAGGUUGGAAACCAGACCCUGCAGCCCCCAGCUAGCCCGAAGGAAGCCCAGACUGACGUCGCAGGGUAAUGGGGACCCAGAGGUAGCUCUGUGGGGCCCCAUCAGGACCUCAGCCCUUAGCGGGGCUUUCCGUGUGACACCGUGGGACCUGAACUGGGGAGGUCCCCCUUGCAUAGAAUUACAAGGGGCAACUGUAGGAAACAAUUAAAUCUAUUAUGAGCUAAGUAUUGAGAGUUCCACGGAUUGAGGCCCUCUCUAGAAGGCUUAGACGUGGGGUAGCCGGGGACACUGGGUCCCCUAGGAGCCUCCCCAGGCUUAAUGAUUGUCCAGAAGGCGGCUAUAAAGGGAGCCUGGGAGGCUGGGUGGAGGAGGGAGCAGAAAAAACCCAACUCAGCAGAUCUGGGAACUGUGAGAGCGGCAAGCAGGAACUGUGGUCAGAGGCUGUGCGUCUUGGCUGGUAGGGCCUGCUCUUUUCUACCAUGGCAGCCCAGGGCUAUGGCUAUUAUCGCACUGUGAUCUUCUCAGCCAUGUUUGGGGGCUACAGCCUGUAUUACUUCAAUCGCAAGACCUUCUCCUUUGUCAUGCCAUCAUUGGUGGAAGAGAUCCCUUUGGACAAGGAUGAUUUGGGGUUCAUCACCAGCAGCCAGUCGGCAGCUUAUGCUAUCAGCAAGUUUGUCAGUGGGGUGCUGUCUGACCAGAUGAGUGCUCGCUGGCUCUUCUCUUCUGGGCUGCUCCUGGUUGGCCUGGUCAACAUAUUCUUUUCCUGGAGCUCCACAGUACCUGUCUUUGCUGCCCUCUGGUUCCUUAAUGGCCUGGCCCAGGGGCUGGGCUGGCCCCCAUGUGGGAAGGUCCUGCGGAAGUGGUUUGAGCCAUCUCAGUUUGGCACUUGGUGGGCCAUCCUGUCAACCAGCAUGAACCUGGCUGGAGGGCUGGGCCCUAUCCUGGCAACCAUCCUUGCCCAGAGCUACAGCUGGCGCAGCACGCUGGCCCUGUCUGGGGCACUGUGUGUGGUUGUCUCCUUCCUCUGUCUCCUGCUCAUCCACAAUGAACCUGCUGAUGUUGGACUCCGCAACCUGGACCCCAUGCCCUCUAAGGGCAAGAAGGGCUCCUUGAAGGAGGAGAGCACCCUACAGGAGCUGCUGCUGUCCCCUUACCUGUGGGUGCUCUCCACUGGUUACCUUGUGGUGUUUGGAGUAAAGACCUGCUGUACUGACUGGGGCCAGUUCUUCCUUAUCCAGGAGAAAGGACAGUCAGCCCUUGUAGGUAGCUCCUACAUGAGUGCCCUGGAAGUUGGGGGCCUUGUAGGCAGCAUCGCAGCUGGCUACCUGUCAGACCGGGCCAUGGCAAAGGCGGGACUGUCCAACUACGGGAACCCUCGCCAUGGCCUGUUGCUGUUCAUGAUGGCUGGCAUGACAGUGUCCAUGUACCUCUUCCGGGUAACAGUGACCAGUGACUCCCCCAAGGAUGUUGCUUUCUGGACUCUGGCUCUUCACCCUCUCGCGGAGCUCACAGGCUUUACAGAGCAUGAGCUCUGGAUCCUGGUAUUGGGAGCUGUAUUUGGUUUCUCCUCGUAUGGCCCCAUUGCCCUGUUUGGAGUCAUAGCCAACGAGAGUGCCCCUCCCAACUUGUGUGGCACCUCCCACGCCAUUGUGGGACUCAUGGCCAAUGUGGGCGGCUUUCUGGCUGGGCUGCCCUUCAGCACCAUUGCCAAGCACUACAGUUGGAGCACAGCCUUCUGGGUGGCUGAAGUGAUUUGUGCGGCCAGCACAGCUGCCUUCUUCCUCCUACGAAACAUCCGCACCAAGAUGGGCCGAGUGUCCAAGAAGGCUGAGUGAAGAGAGUCCAGGUUCCGGAGCACCAUCCCACGGUGGCCUUCCCCCUGCACGCUCUGCGGGGAGAAAAGGAGGGGCCUGCCUGGCUAGCCCUGAACCUUUCACUUUCCAUUUCUGCGCCUUUUCUCUCACCCGGGUGGCGCUGGAAGUUAUCAGUGGCUAGUGAGGUCCCAGCUCCCUGAUCCUAUGCUCUAUUUAAAAGAUAACCUUUGGCCUUAGACUCCGUUAGCUCCUAUUUCCUGCCUUCAGACAAACAGGAAACUUCUGCAGUCAGGAAGGCUCCUGUACCCUUCUUCUUUUCCUAGGCCCUGUCCUGCCCGCAUCCUACCCCAUCCCCACCUGAAGUGAGGCUAUCCCUGCAGCUGCAGGGCACUAAGGACCCUUGACUUCUGCUGGGCCCUAAGUCCUCGCAGCAGCGGGCGACUGCUGUUGCCAAUACCUCAGACUCCAGGGAAAGAGAGGAGGCCAUCAUUCUCACUGUACCACUAGGCGCAGCUGGAUAUAGGUGGGAAGAAAAGGUGACUUGUUAUAGAAGAUUAAAACUAGAUUUGAUACUGAA